Ictalurus punctatus (channel catfish) is the source of this 1990-nucleotide messenger RNA. Its product is annotated as E3 ubiquitin/ISG15 ligase TRIM25. The coding region runs from base 80 to 1276 and encodes 398 amino acids. Gene Ontology annotation, molecular function: zinc ion binding. The transcript has 6 exons. NCBI's taxonomy places the organism in Eukaryota, Metazoa, Chordata, Actinopteri, Siluriformes, Ictaluridae. The record is from RefSeq and is a predicted model, not a curated record.
UCUCUCUCUCUCUCUCUCUCUCUCUCUCUCUCUCUGUGUGUGUGUGAGUUCAGGAAACUCAGUGUGUGAGUUCAGGAAAAUGGCCGAGGCCAGUAUUUCAGUAGCUCAGGACGAGUUCAUCUGUCCAGUUUGUCUGGAUCUACUGAAGGAUCCGGUGGCUAUCCCCUGUGGUCACAGUUUCUGUAAGGUGUGUAUUAAUGACUGCUGGGAUCAGGAAGAUAAGAGCGGAGUGUAUCACUGUCCUCAGUGCAGAAACACUUUCACUCCAAGGCCUGUUCUAAGAAGAAACAACAUGCUGGCUGAAGUGGUGGAGAAACUGAAGAAGACUGAAGUCCAAGCUGCUUCUUCUGCUCACUGUUACGCUGGACCUGGUGAUGUGGAGUGUGAUUUCUGCACCGGGAGAAAAUGCAAAGCCGUCAAGUCCUGUCUGAUGUGUCUGGCAUCCUUUUGUGAAGCUCAUCUCAAACCUCACUAUGAAGUUCCUGGUUUAAAAAAGCACAAGUUAGUCAAAGCUUCUGGAAAUCUACAAGAGAAGAUCUGCUCUGAGCAUGAGGAAGUACUGAAGAUCUACUGUCGUACUGACCAAAGCUUCAUCUGUUACCUGUGUAUGACAGAUGAACACAAAAGCCAUGACACCGUCUCAGUUAAAGCAUACAGAACUGAAAAACAGAGUGAGCUAAAGGGGGAGCAGAUGAAAUCCCAGCAGAGAAUCCAGGAGAAGCAGAAGAAAGUGCAGGAACUGAAACAGGCUGUGAACACUAUAAAGCUCAGUGCACAGACAGCAGUGGAGGACAGUGAGAGGAUCUUUACUGAGAUCAUCAGCUCCAUGGAGAAAAGGCGCUCGGAGGUGACGGAGCUGAUCAGAGCUCAGGAGAAGGCUGAACUGAGUCGACCUGAACGACUCCUGGAGCAACUGGAGCAGGAGAUCACUGAUCUUCAGAGGAGAGUCACUGAGCUGGAGCAGCUUUCACACACACACGAUCACCUCCACUUCCUCCAUGAAAUAAAGGUUUUAGUCUCUGGCUGUCGUUCUCCCGAAUUUAAUAGACCAGAUUUUCAGUCUGAUCUCCGUGAGGACUCACGCAGCAUCACUGUCAGUAAACAUCUCUCAUUUGAUGGAGUGAGGAAAUCUCUCUCUGCUCUGAAUAAAAGACUCGAGGAAAUCUGCCAGGAGGAAUUCAUCAAAAUACCUGAACAUGCUGUAGCAGCUCAGAUGAUUUUACCCCCAGAACCAAAGGACAGAGAAGAUUUUCUGUACUGUGAUGCCGUGAGGUGAAGUGCUCAAGUCCCGGGGUCAUCCACGAGGCUGCCAGGGCCGUGCUAGGUGUUUCCCGAGUGGUGGGGAUCCAUUCUGCAGUCAGGCAACACCGCGGAUGCAGCCGGAGGGUGGAAUCUUCGGUUGUGUCAGACUCCUCUGCAAAAAACACACAACAGAUUAGAAUACAUGCCUUGGGAGCCCUCUCUCCCUUUGCGAGAGGAGAAUCGCCCUUUUAUACUCUCCCAUUGGCUGCUGGAUGGUGGAGAACGGCUGAGCUGAUCAUCAGCCACCAGCCAUGUGUGUGUCGGCAUCCCCACCCUGCAGCCACGCGUUCUCCUGCUGUCCAAAAUAUUGGUGGUGCUGAAGCGGAGCUGCCACUUCAGCACCACCAACAUCCCCACCCCGCAGCCACGCGUUCUCCUGCUGUCCAAAACAUUGGUGGUGCUGAAGCGGAGCUGUCACUUCAGCACCACAACAGCAGUCGUGGGAGGAGCCGGCCAGCCGCCGGCCUGUCGCCACAACAAUCUCAUACACACACGCACACACUCUCUCUCACACACACACAUACACACAAUCUAAGACACAAAAUAUUCAUAAAGCAUAUUUAGUUUAGUUAAUAACAAUGAGCAACAUUUUCUAUUGCUGAUAUUAGAUAGAUGUCAUUACUUGGACAUACAGUAUAUUCGGUAAUUACUAUCUAAAGUGUUUCCAUUUUUACAAUUUUCUUUAGAC